This is a messenger RNA of Bombyx mori (domestic silkworm), 5701 nucleotides long. It is a transcript of the gene ktub, whose product is annotated as protein king tubby. The record is from RefSeq and is a predicted model, not a curated record. Lineage: Eukaryota; Metazoa; Arthropoda; Insecta; Lepidoptera; Bombycidae. Gene Ontology annotation, biological process: protein localization to cilium. Gene Ontology annotation, cellular component: cilium. The coding region runs from base 288 to 1511 and encodes 407 amino acids. The transcript has 7 exons.
CUCGAUCAAAUAAUUCAACUUUUGAUAAAAGUUUUGUAUUUUGUAUUUUCUUUAUUAUUCGGUUACGCCAUCUAGUCUUAUUACUCGCUCAACUGAAGUAAUUUUAAAUUCUCUUUUUAUCUGACAACAUUAUUUUCCUGGGCAACGGUAGGGAAGAUGAUUUAUAAACAAAAAAUGAGCUUAGAAAAUGCGAAUUACAAUCAAGUAAACUAAAUAGUUUAGUCCUAUUGUGAUUAAUUAGAAUAAACAAUACCAGGAGCAGUGAAUGUCGUUACAAUAUUGAAAAAAUGGCAUCAGUAAACGUUCGUGAUCAAAAAAUCGAACAGCAACGUCAGUUGAUGGAACUUAAAAUGAAACAGAAAAGGCAGAAUUCAGGAAUGGUUCAAGCAAACGAUUUAAGAGUAGGGUCAGCAAAACGGCCCAUAUCAGGUAGUCGUAGCCGGGAACUACAUGGCUAUGAUGGUCCGAUGCAAUUUCUCAUGUCACCUGUAAACCCAGAUCAAGUUAUACCUCUCCAAACUAACAGAAUAUCAACAUAUGACGAACUCGGAAAUCAAAUAGAAGUAUUAACUAUUGAUGAUGACAACAGUGGUGAAGAGGAAGAAGAGAGUGUGCCAGUGUGUAGUGUCGGACGGGAUGCAAGUACAGAUGAUAUAUGUGCUGAUGCUGCAGUGGCACCAAUGCAGGCCAGGAUACCAAGGAGAGACGAUUCUCCUAGUCAGACGGCUGAAAUCGAAGGAUCCGUUGAAGGCGCAGUGGAAACCUUCGUAACUACCCCAGCGAAGCACGGUACAUUGUACAAGUGUCGCAUAGCUAGGGACAGGAAAGGAAUGGACCGCGGUCUGUAUCCUACUUACUUCCUACAUUUGGAGAAAGAUUACGGGAAAAAAGUAUUUUUAUUGGCCGCUCGCAAGCGGAAGAAGUCGGCCACAUCGAACUACCUGAUAUCGACCGACCCGACGGAGCUGACCCGCCAGGCCGACAGCUUCGCCGGCAAGCUCCGCUCCAACCUGCUCGGGACCGCCUUCACCGUGUACGACAACGGGAAAGCCUGGCGGAAACACGACCACGCGAAAACGAGAUACGAACUGGCCUCUAUUAUUUACGACACCAAUGUUCUGGGAUUCAAGGGUCCGCGCAAAAUGACCGUGAUCCUACCGGGAAUGACGCCCGAUCGGCAGCGAGUGGCCAUCGUGCCGCAAGACGACAGCGAGACCCUUUUAGAACGACUCAAGAGUCAAAACUAUGACGACAUCGUGGUGCUUCACAACAAGACCCCAGUGUGGAAUGAAGAAACACAAUCGUACGUGCUCAAUUUCCAUGGAAGAGUGACGCAGGCAAGUGUAAAAAACUUUCAGAUAGUUCACGAUUCGGAUCCCGAAUACGUGGUGAUGCAGUUCGGUCGUAUAUCCGAAGAUGUCUUCACUAUGGACUUUAGGUAUCCGCUGUGCGCUCUCCAAGCCUUCGGUAUAGCUCUCAGUUCUUUUGAUAGCAAGUUGGCGUGCGAAUGAGCCUGUGUUCUAUGUUGUCUAAUUUUUAAGAAUAUGAGGGUAUCUCGAAGAUUUCUCUUAACACACAAUUGAGCACGGGAUAUAUCGUUGGAUAGUUGUGUUUUGGUACAGUACUUACGUUUUCGCAUAUUCAGGUUUUUGAUUACAUUGAUAUAAUUGACAUAAUUAGUACCAUUUAAAUUCAUAACUACUGCUCACAAUAAAAUCGUUUAGAAUGUCCCCAUAUUUUUAAUUGCAUACAGUUAAGUUAGUUCAUUAAAUUGAAAUAACUAUUUGGAUAGUCUUUUAAGAUUUGAAAAAAUGUUUUAAUUCCAACAGGCGUCGAAUGUAGCUCGAUUUGUAAAGUUAUGUAUUCAAAUUCGCAUUUAAAAUCAACAAUUUUUACAAUAAUAUUUGUACGACAGAGAAUUUCACUCUUUUAACUAACCUCUAAAUAUUGAUUACGGGAUUAAUACAAUUUUUCCGCAGUGUUAUUGUUUGACCCUUUCAUCUUAACCAUCUAUAGCUGUCUCAUUGAAAACGUUUAUAGAGUAACCAUAAACAUACAUGGGUACUUCAAAGCAGGUUUAUUAUGAUAAGGUUAUUUCUAAUAUACUAGUAUUGCUACGUUCGCCAUCUGUCGUAAUAAAAACAAUUUAAAUAUAAAAAUAAACGCACACAAUUAAUUUCGGUGCUUGUCGUGACUUAGGUUGUGUUAAUGUUUUCGCCAUUCAUCGACUUUGUAAUAAUCGAUUAUCUAUUAUCUAAGUUUAUGAACUAGGAAUUGAUUUACGAUAGUACUCUAUAAGAAAUUAUUCACCGGUCCAAGUAUUUGGACACUUCUUACGACAUUAUUAUAACUUGAGUUCAAUUUAUUCAAUACGUAAAAUACCGUAAGAAAAUGAUGUUCAAAAGAAAAAAACGCCAUACGUUAAACCUUCGUACAAAAGUACCGACUAAUAUCGACACAUUACACUAUGUACUAGUCAUUUAAUUUAGUUUAUAGUUUAUUUUUUGGAAAAGAUGGACUAAAAUCAUGGUAGAAAUAUAUUUGUGAAGAAUUCACAGGUUUUUGUUGAAGUAAAGGCUGUUUUGAUGAGUUUUAAAUUUUACAUGUAACAGGGUGAAACUUGAAUAAUCUUGUUGCACCUGAAAUAAUGUACUAAAAUUGCCAGAACAGUAUUAUCUAUUAGUUUUUAAUGGGUUUAAAUCAGGGUUCCCAAACUUAUUUUGUCUACUGCCCACUUUGAGAAUAAAUUAUUUUUAGCGCCCCCAUUUUUUCACCUACUCAAAACCCCUAUAGCGAGAGCUCAGUCGGUGUAUAAGAGUCCUCCUAGAUGAAAUAACAAGUCGCCUCCCAAGCCUCUACACAACGCCCCCAUAUUUUUCUGGGUAUCUUACCGCCCCCCUUUAAGACUGCAGCGCCCACAAGGGGCUUUAUCGCUCACUUUGAGACAGGCUGGUUUAAAUAAAUGUAUAUAAGUGAAGUGGCUAUGGGGGCGGCACGUUCCUCGUAGAUGACCGCUGGGGCCAUAAAGUUCUCGAGUGGGACCGCGCAUUGUUGGGCGUAUCGUUUUUAGCCCUCUCGCAAGGUCCAACCAUUUGUGGUCGCCGGAAUUCGCUGAACUUGGGACGCGGGCAUUAUGGCGAACCUUGGGGUCCGGUGUCCAAUAGUGGAUGCCUAAAGCUGAUGAAUGGAUUCGUACUUAUAUACUUUCUAAGAUACAAUAAUCUCAGACAUAGAUUUAUUUAAUCGAUCGAUCCUUUUAACCUGUCAAUCUCCAGGCCCUUUGCAUAUUUAUCAAUGCGCAAAUAAUAAAAAGGGAAACAAUGUCUUGCUACAUACAUUAGACACAUAUAGCAAUUAGAGCAUCUAUCUUUGGACGAACUUCACAUUAAGUCAAGAUGCAACAAACAACAAACCAAAGGAACCUUUUGUUUACGUGCCGCUGGAGUCUUUUCAAUGACACAUCUCUCUCUCUCUAUCCAUUUAUUCACAUGUAGAAAGAUAUUUUGUUAAGAUUAUUUCAAGUUUUGUAACCGAUCGAUAAAUCGUUAAAAAUUACAAUAUUCAAUUUCUCGUAACUAUCUGACCUAAUCCUCAUACCCGCGACGUUUGCCCAAGUGGCUAUUAAUCCAGAACAUACCUACGUAAUUAUAUUUACGAAUUAAUUUUAGUGUCAUUCAAAUGUAUAACGAGAUCGUAGAUAAAACCUAUCGGGGCAUUGAAACCAUUAAAUCCGAAAAAAGGCAGAUCAAGGCGACCUACAGAGAGUUUGAAUUCAUUUGAUUCAAUCGCCUCAACAAUGGGUCACAACGUCUUUGAUUACAAAAAAAUAUCACUACUAAAGUCUGCCACAAGUAUUUAUAUUGUCGACACUCUUCAGUUAUGAUGGGUAUUAAACAAGAGGCUGUUGGGCAGUGCGUUCUGUGACACGUAGAUGCUGUCCACGAUCUCAGGAAAUAAAUGUAUCCUAAUAAGAACAAAGCUUUACGCUUAUUGAGUCAUAAACUCAAAGUCAACGGCGUCAACGCCAUUUUGUGUUACCGCUUCAAAAUGGCGGGUAAAAUCUACAAUCUAUCUUUUCUUAAGUUAAUCGAUGUGAAUGCGUCAACGAGCUUUUAGUGUUUUGUGAAUUGUGAAUAAAAUAAAGUAUGUGUAAUUUAGGAUUAAGAUACGCAAGUCAAAUCACAAAAGUAAUGUGUGUAUAUCUGAUUUCGCUUCGUCGAAUUUGUAACUCUUAACGAAUGUUAGCCUUUCAUAAUUUAUUUCUAAACAUAUCUUAGAUUUGUAUUGAUAAAAUAUAACAUACCAGUCUAGGUUUCUGAUACUAAAAUAACUUUUUAGAGUGAUAAAAUAUAAUAAACUAUAUUUACUUUUGUAAUAUGUAUGUAAAAUGAAGAUGUCCGUCUUGUCUUUUUACCGCUUGGAUGAUUCCCACUGAAACUGUGGAGGGAGGUUUAAAAUCGUUUGCUGUGAUUUGAUGUAGAGCUUUUGUAUGGGCGCACGCUAGCUCUGUUUCCGGAUUUAAUAUGCCCUUAAACAUUAAAAGAGAAAGAACGAUCCGUAAAGUUUCAAACAGUGUGCUUAGUGUGAGUUUUUUUGCUUAGUGCGAGAAAUUUGAGUUAGCGUAAAAGCUAACUCAAAUUUCUAUGUACUUAGAAAUUUGAGUUAGCUUUUACGCUAUCGAAAACAUUAAAAAACUCGCACUAAGCACACUGUUUGAAACUUUACGGAUCGUUCUUACGGAGCGUUUGCCUACGUUUGUCGCUAGGCCCCCGCUAGGGGUGCUGUUACAACUGCAUACAAAUUAUAUUUAAGUUAACUUUUAAGCUAUCGAGAACGUUAAAAAACUCUCACUAAGCACAGACUGCACUGAGCUGACUGCAAGCCGCAUCCACAAGACACGACGUAUAUCUUGUUUGUGAUGAUUGUUUUAUUUCCAUGACGCAUGUGAAUGACUGAAAAUCCUUUUAUGCACUUAGAUAAUCCUAUGUUCACAACCCAUUGAUUCACUUCAAUUUAUUGUACUGUAAAUAUAACCUCACCAUAUUAUAAAUUAAUUAUGGAUUUUAGUGUAUUGUGCCUUUUAAAAUAGGUUAAAAUUAAAUGUUUGUGCCUUUUAUUUUCAUGUCUACUAUGUAUUUUGUACCUGAAGCUUUUAAUAGAUAAAACAACCUUUAGAAAAAUUGCUUUUUACACCUCGAUAAGUACUAUGUGUUUAGGUAAUUUUAAGAAAAUGUUAGGUAAUACAAACAUGUGUUAGAAUUUAUUACCUAUGUAGGAUGUUAUCGGUGUAUAGAGUAGUGUUUGUGAGUUAUCAAAAUAUGUCCAUUAAAAUAUUUAAAACAUCUAUAUAAUAUCUUCGCAAAUUGACAAAUUUUAUGUUUUGAUUGCUCCAUUUUGAAUUAUUACAUUUACCUGAGUGUAGAAUGAUCCAAUAAUAAAUAUAAUUAAUUACAAUUUUACAAUAAUGCAUCACUUAUUGAUUAAACACAUUAAAUUAUAUUCUAGAAAUACAUUUUGAGAAUGAUCGAAAUGGGAUUGCAGUAUUAUUAGAUUAAAAAUAUCAAUCAGCAAUUUCGUAUUAGCAAGUAUAUGGUGUUAUUUUUAGAUCAAUCACAUAGAGAUAUGUAAUUUACGCAUUCCAUAUUUAUUUAAUUUGUGAUACAAAAUCAUGUAUAUUGAAAAUAAAUAAUGUAUAAAAUAA